UAUGAGCAUGGGACCAAUGGGAUUUGUUUCUAAUUUGUUUGAUUGUGGUUUUGAUUAAUUUUCACUUGCUGUUUUGGAUUUUUCACCUCCUUUGGACCCUAGGCUUGGCCUAGUGGUCUUGUUUCUCACUUUUGAAUUGUGUUUCAGGUUGAGAUGCAAAUGCCUUAAGGAGAAAAAUGCAAGUUGAUUGAAUUGAGUUUGGUUGCUUGUUGUAAACUAACUUGUGUGUUUUGUAGGAUGCUUGGCUCAAUUGAGUUGAUUGUGCUUUGCACAUUGCAUUGGUUGACUGUAUAUAUUAACUGUUUGACUUUUGCUGUUUAAUGUUGGUUUGUCUGGAAUAUUGACUGUGCUUGAUUGAUUCCAGGUACCAUAGUCGCUUUAGUUCUUUAAGAACUUGCUGUGCUGCUGCUUGGUUGUAUAAACCAGUUGAGGGACAUUUUGAUCGAGAUCCUGGUUGAGAGACUUUCUGCUCAGAUAUGAGGCCCGGUUUGAAAGAUGAUGUUGCCUAUAGUUUCUUCAACCCAGAGAUUGACGAGUUGAGAGAUAUGAUAGCACUGAUUACGCCCGACCAUGUGGGGAUGUUUAGAGAGGCAUACAGUGGUAUUUUGAAGGCGGUUUUCAGACUCACUGACAGUGACAGAAGCGCCAUUCAUACUCUUCUCCAGUUCUAUGACCCGGGUUUGAGAUGUUUUGUGUUUCCAGACUAUUUGUUGGGACCUCUGAUGGAAGAUUAUGCUAGCAUCCUGGGUAUUCAGAUCCGCGAUCAGAUUCCUUUCUGCGCCAUUAGGAGAGAGCCUGAUGUCCUUGGGAUUUCUCGUGCUCUUUAUUUGAGUCCGGAGAUGACCAAUGAGGGUUUGAAGGAGAAAGGAAAAUUACCUGGAUUUCAUUUGAGUUUCUUGGAGGCUAAGGCCAAGGAACAUGCUGCUAUGGGUAAUUGGAAGACGGUCUGUGCUUUGAUUUCUGUGAGCGUUUAUGGGAUCAUUCUGUUUCCUAAUCAGAAGAGCUUUGUCGACCAUAAUGCUAUCAGAUUGUUCAUACAGAGGAACCCUAUUCCUACUCUGAUCGGAGACGUCUAUUAUUCGGUUCAUAACAGGAAUGAGAAGCGGCGUGGUGGUCUGAUCCGAUGUUGUGGUCAAAUGUUGUUCAGAUGGUUUAUGGGGUAUUUGCCUUCCCGAGGUGCUUUUGCUCAUCUCGAUCCUACGGUCAAGUGGUCGGUCAGAUUGAUGGGUUUGCGGGCUGCUGAUAUAGCAUGGACUCAUAAUGGUUUGGCUGGACGGAAUUUUAUAUAUAGCUGCGGGGAUUUUCCCAAUGUGCCUCUUAUGGGAGUUCAGGGUUGCAUUAAUUACAACCCAACGCUUCUUAGGAGACAGAUGGGGUUCGCUAUGGAAGUUCCUCCCCUUGAGUGUGAGACUCAGGAGUCCUUUUACUUCCCGGUUGAGGGCAAUCAGGCCAAGCUGAUGCAGGUGUCUGGGUCAUGGCGUAACAUUCAAAGGAAGGGCAAAGUUCCGUUUGGCAAGGUCAAUAGCCAGUAUUUUCCUCUAUUCGAGGAUUGGCUUCGGAAGAGGAUUGAGAUCACACAUCUACCAUUUCCGGGAGGUGAUCCUGGGUGUCCUAUGAUUGAGGGUCCGAGUUCUUCUGUCAGUAUGGGAGAAUUCCUCGAGAUGAAGAGAGCCAGAGAUCAGUUGCUCGUAGAGAAAGCUGAAUUGGAGAUGAGUGUUGCUCGAAUUCAGACGGCCAACCAGGAGAUCAGAGUGAAGAUGGAGGAUCAGGACACACGACAUGCCCUGGAAGCAAAGCGCUUUGAGAUGGAUACUUCCUACUAUGGGAAGAUCAAUCAAGCCUUAGCAUCGUCCACAAGGGAGCACGACAUCACUAAAGAGAAGUUAGCCAGAGCUUCAAAGGUCAUUGAAGAUGAGAAGAGGAGGCAAAUCCUCGUGAGGGACCAGAGGGACGACAGAGCCAGAGCCCUUGCUGCAGAGUGGGAAGCGGAGAAAGUAAAGAUCAUCGCCGAGAGAGAUCAUUACAUUGUUGAGAGAGAUCAUUACUUCAGGCAGAUGAAGAUUCACCAGAAAGAGGUGGGGAGAUUACAGCAGGAGAACACCGAGCUCAGGUUCGCCGCAGAGUUCGCGAAGAUGGUUGACGAGAUAGGGCCAUCUGUGGGACCCUCGUCAGGCUAGCUUUAUCAUUUGUGUGGAUUACCGUCAGGCUUGUUGACGGAAUUCAUUUGCUUGUAUUUCUUUCCCGAUUCUGGAGAUUUGUAUCUGA
Messenger RNA from Lathyrus oleraceus (garden pea), 2265 nucleotides. RefSeq lists its product as uncharacterized. Bases 477 to 2177 code for a protein of 566 amino acids. Lineage: Eukaryota; Viridiplantae; Streptophyta; Magnoliopsida; Fabales; Fabaceae. The record is from RefSeq and is a predicted model, not a curated record. The transcript is spliced from 2 exons.